Vespa crabro (European hornet) is the source of this 2545-nucleotide messenger RNA. It is a transcript of the gene Gbs-70E, whose product is annotated as protein phosphatase 1 regulatory subunit 3B. NCBI's taxonomy places the organism in Eukaryota, Metazoa, Arthropoda, Insecta, Hymenoptera, Vespidae. The transcript has 5 exons. Gene Ontology annotation, molecular function: protein phosphatase 1 binding; glycogen binding. Gene Ontology annotation, cellular component: protein phosphatase type 1 complex. Gene Ontology annotation, biological process: regulation of glycogen biosynthetic process. The record is from RefSeq and is a predicted model, not a curated record. The coding region runs from base 539 to 1501 and encodes 320 amino acids.
AGAGAAAAAGAAAAAAAGAGAGAAAAAUCAAGUCGUUUCUUUUAGUAAACAAGAUAGAACGACGAUGGAUGGCAUUCCGAUCAAUCGGAUUUUAUGCAAUCAAUUGGAGUUUUUAUUUUCCUUGACCUUACUUACCUCAGUCCGCUAUCAAUGUAACAGAUUAAAGAUGGUUCUAUAUAAAUCAAUUUGUUCUUGAUCUUCCUUCAGUAUUAUACAUAUUGUACUUACACAGAAUCGUUAUACUUAAGAUACAUAUUUUGUCGUCAAAGUGUAUUCGGAAUAAUAUAUCGGGAAGACUGGGGGAAAUAAAUGGGUUUAAAUUUUAUUAUAUAUUUACGUUAAUUAAAUUACGUUAAUUAAAUUACAUUAAUUUAAAUACAAUAGUAAAAUAUAGAAAUAAUUUUCAAUCGAAAAGAAUAAUUUCGAGGAUAAUAUAGAAAACUGUGUCGUAUAUUAUAACACGAUAAGAGAGAAAGGAAAACAGAGAGAAAUUUCUCUUUUCUAUAGUUGAUAUUUUUUUUUCGCACGAAACAUCUAAAUGUGUUCCAUAGCGAUGCCAACAGAACUUAUCCUGGGGCACAGUCCUCCGGUAUACAAUCCACUUCUGUACAGGCCUUUGGUGACGCCGACGAUUACAACAAGAUCGGUACCACCCAGAAUACGACCGUGCCUGUCCACUGGUUCGUUGCCUUUGGACAACUUAAAAAACAACAAUGACAGCAGUAACAAGCAGAAAAAGAGGGUCGUAUUCGCCGACGAUCGUGGCCGUCCACUUACUCAGGUACGUGUAAUGUCGGAACCAAGUAACGUUCCGCCAUUAUGGACUACGGCAUAUAUCGAAGAAGUAACCGGAGGACUCUUGAGAACAAAAAUCGACAACGAGGUAACGCAAGAUACUACAACACCGCCAUGGCAGGUGACGUUUCCUCAGCCAGCGAGUGAUUAUCUUGCAUUUCGCCGUAAACUCGAUCAAGACAAUGUUAGUUUGGAGAACGUGAUCGUUCGUGAAUCCGAACAGGCACUAGUUGGUACAGUGAAAGUGCGAAAUCUUGCAUACGACAAGGAGGUCGUUGUAAGAGCAAGUACCGACAUCUGGAAGACCCACGAGGACAAUUAUUGUACCUAUGUUGAACAACCCGGUGCACCGGCACUCAUCCUCUACGACACCUUCCGUUUUCGUCUUACGUUGCCAUUGAAAUCUGACAAUAUUGAAUUCUGCGUUAGAUAUCGUACCGAUGGACAGGAAUUCUGGGACAACAACGAGGGCAAAAAUUAUGUUGUCCGAAAAAGACAGGAGCCAAGGGCACCGCCUAAACGAUAUGAUCUCUUGGCAGCCACGUGCAAUGGGUUAUCAAGUAACAACAAUAUUUGCAACAUGAGCAAUAACGGAAACAACGGACUGAGUAUACCACGUAUAUCCGAUGCAAGACGAAUUAACGUUCGUACGUGGAGUGAAUUCGCAUCGUGGCAUCAUUUAAACAACGAUGCUCCCUAUUGGUGAAAAAAAAAAUAACAAAUGAACAAACAAACAAACAAAAAAAAAAAGAAAGAUGUUAACCCCUUUUUGUGGAUCCCUCGUCAAACGAUGUACAAAAAUGUACGAAUAUUCAUAAUUCCAGCGUUAAAUCCUGGAAAAAAAAAUAGUUGAGCUGUGAAUCCGUUCGAUCGGGGGGUCUUAUGAGGAGGGGGAUGGGGAGAUGGUGAUAUGAACUGAAAUAUAAGGGGUGGAACGACGAAAUAUUUUUUUUCGUUCGUCGAUGCAAAAACGAACAGUGAUACAAAGAGAAGAAAGAGAGUGAGAGAGAGAGAGAGAGAGAGAGAGAGAGAGAGAGAGAGAAAGAGAGAGAGAGAGAGAACACGAUUAUUGAGAAUGAAAUCCAAAAUAUAUUGGCAGGGAAAAAGAAAGGAAAAUAUGAGAAAACGAUGAUCGAAGAGGAGGAUAUUUCUUAAAAUCUUUUUUGUUUUUUUUUUUUUUUUUAUUAUUAUUUUUUUUUUUUUUAUCUUUACUUUUUUUUUCUCUCGACGAAUUACGAGAAGCAACGACGAUAGCGAAGAUGACGAUAAUAAUAGACGUCGGACGAGAAAAGUUCUCGUUGAAAAGAAGAAAAAAGAUGUGAUGCGGCUAAGAGAAAGAGAUCAGAGUGAGAGAAAGAGAGAAAGAGAGAAAGAGAGAGAAAGAGAGAGAGAGAGAGGAGGAGAAAAAGAAGGAGAAGGAAGACGUAAUAAAAAUAAAGAGAGUCAUACAGACUUCGGGCUAUUGGAUAGCACGGAUCGAUGGAAACCAGUAUUAAUGCUCACGUAGCUCUUAUGAUAGCAAGUGCAGCGGGGAUUGAGGGGACGGGAUCAUUUACCAACGGAGAUAAUCAGAAAUCAGAAUUAAUUAGCUGUAGAAGAAGAGUAAGCUCGGCAAAUGAUCGGACAUAGUCCGUCGUCCGAUCGAUUCGAAACAAGUUCCGCAUACUACUACUUGUCUGCUAACUCCAGCCAUCGUCACGUGUGCUUUCUUCUCGAUAUAUAUAUACAAAUAUAUAUCAUCAUAGUCUUC